AUAAGUAUUGAAAAUGUAUAUUUUAGACAAAUUGUUCAACUGGAUGUCAAAUAAAAACAUAAAAAAUUAUCCAAAAGUGUCGAUGAAUUCAUUCUCAUCUCGAUUUAAUCUGAUUGUUUCAUCGACAAAAGGUUUGCUAGGAAAUGGUUUGUUUAUUUUGUUGUUUGUUUCAACUCAGUUGAAAUUUUGGGUCAAAUUAGGCUACAUUUCACUGGAUUCAACAUUUUCGGUUCAUCCAGAAACCAUAAUCUACUGUUUCAUUGAAAUCUAUCUCUUAAGCCUUUUUCACUUUAAAUUUAAUGAGAAGUUUCUAACCCAAGUUCACCAAAUAUGGAAAUCCUUAAAUAUUGACUCUGAUGAUUCAACUCGACGUUAUUUUUGGACCAAAGAAUCAAGUUACCGUAAAAUGAUCACAAUUAGUUACUUUUCUAUGGGGGUCUCCGUACUGUUAGUACAUGCAGCCUCUUGGCCUUAUACAUCGGUUAGUCCAUCUGAGUACUCAAUUGAAAUGCUAUUGAGCGAACCAUCAGUCAAAUUUUGGUCUGAAAUGCUUGCAGACAUUGUUCUUUAUCCAGUCUGUCUGAUGCAGGAUUUUAUUAUAAUUGAUUCUGCAUUUCUGGCCCAAUCUGCUCUCCAUUACAUCAACAAUCGACUUGCAAUAAUAGAUAAACAGUUGAAGAUGAACGAUAUGAAAUUGGACAUUAAAGCCAUUCAGGAUUUGAGAGUGAAAUAUGUGUUAACUCAUCGUUUGGUGAAAAGAUUGGGUUCAUUCGUGAAUCCCUGUUUAUUUGGCAUAUUUUCAUAUUACGUCUCAAUUUUGAAUGUUAAAAUAUACAAAAUACUGUUCACUGAACACAAUCAGUUCUAUUUAACUGUUGCAUUGAUUGACUUCUUCGGCACAAUCACUGAAUUGUUUUUACUUAUUAUACCAAUUGCUACAAUAACAACAAAAUCUCGUGAAUUUCAUAAGACUUUGUACAAACUAACCUUUAACACUGAUUCAUUUCACUAUCUAAAUGAGAUUUCACUAUUUCUCUAUCGGAUGAGCUUCAAUAAUAUUGGAUUCUCGUUUGGAGGUAUUUUCAUGAUCACACCAGAUUUCACAUCUUCAUUGAUUGCUGUAACGUUUACGAUUAUUAUUGCGAUUCCAUCAUUUAUAUCUUGAAUAUUAAGCUAAUACUUUAAAUAAAUGUCGAUCAUUUCAGAAAAAACCAAAUUAAAAAGUUUGAGUUUCACACGAAUUUGGUUACUUUAUAUUUCUCUCGGCUCUUUCAAACUAUCCAAUUUAGUUAUAUGGACACACAACUCAAAUUUUCGAGUCUUUGGCAGCAGUCUUUGCAUUAGACUUGCAAGUCUAACCAGAAAAUUGGUUUAUUCACCAAGAUAUGGGUUAAGACGAGUUUUGUUUGUUGAAUAAGUUGUUGCUCGUGCAUUUACAACGCAAAAUCUGACCCAAAUGCGCUAAUGGAAAAUUAUUAAAUUUUAUUGAAUUAUUAAUUAGUUAAAGAAUGCUGAUUUUAGAUAAUUCCAUUCUUGAAAUAUUGAGUCUCACAGUUUUAAGGCCAAUGACCAAUAUCAAGAGAACUGUUCAUAAAUUGAAAAAAGUGUUUGGUAAUUGAUGAGCACAAACAAUAUUUACACACAAAUAAGUUUCAGCUCUUUAACUCAUACGGCCAAAGAAAAAGAUCUGUUUAACUGGAAAUCGAACUAAUCUGUUUUACAGAAAAAGAAAG
This is a messenger RNA of Tetranychus urticae (two-spotted spider mite), 1733 nucleotides long. NCBI's taxonomy places the organism in Eukaryota, Metazoa, Arthropoda, Arachnida, Trombidiformes, Tetranychidae. The record is from RefSeq and is a predicted model, not a curated record.